This is a messenger RNA of Paramecium sonneborni, 929 nucleotides long. NCBI's taxonomy places the organism in Eukaryota, Ciliophora, Oligohymenophorea, Peniculida, Parameciidae. The record is from the annotation of a GenBank genome assembly.
AUGAGUAGCAGAUCUGAUGAUUUCUAAAAAAGAGUGGAAAAGAUUAUUGAAAAUGUAAUUAAAAUUAAUCCAUUAUCUACUUAGUAUCUUUAGAAGCAUAAAUCAGUUAAUAUGAAAAAUUCCAUUAAUCAUGUUGAUACAUCCAUUUCUGAAUUUGAUUUGUUAGAAAAACAAAUGACCAGAAACACUAUGGUAGAUGAUUUAAUUCGAAAUAUUUAAGUAUUAGUAGAUGCAACUAAUUAUCAUGCUAAAAAUGAAGUAAUUUAAUUAAUUAAUUAUAUCUACAUCUAGAUUGAUUAAAAGUUCGUUCGAUUUGAAUAAGAAAUUUAAAAUCUAAGAUCAAUUAUAAUUAUGUAAUAAGAUUGCUCUCCUCCAUAAUUAACAAUAAAUCGUUCUGAAAAUAAUUCAUUUAUAGAAAUGAGUGAUUCGUUUCUGAAUGAUGAAAAUGCAUAUUCUUCUUUUAAGAAAAAAAUGAAAGAAAUCCAAGAAUAGUUUUAAAAAAAAACACAAUAAUUAGACUAUAUGCUUACUUUAGUUAUAGAUUAGCAGUAACACAGUGUUUAUAAAAGAUAGACUGCAAUUAAAAUAAUAAAUACUUUAGAGUCCUUCUAAAUCUGAAUCAAAUGAAAAUCAAAUAGAUCACCAUUAAUAAGUAGAUAGAAUUUUGAAUAUAAUUUAACCAAGUAUAUAAUCUAUAUACGACUAUAAUAGAAAUAUAGUUUUUGAGUUUUUAAUAUUAUGAUGAAAAACAUUAACAAUCCAAAAAAGAAAUGGAAGACAUUAGAAUGAAUGCCAAAGAAAAUAAAUCAUUUUUAAUGACAAUUAUUGAAGAAUAUAAAAGAGAUUGUGAAAAAAUAGAAAAGAAAUUGAAUGAACAUAUUAAUUAGGUGAAUGCAGAAAAGAAAAAAUCUUGGAUUCCUUUCAAAUGA